Messenger RNA from Gadus morhua (Atlantic cod), 2990 nucleotides. RefSeq names its product X-linked Kx blood group (McLeod syndrome) (gene xk). The record is from RefSeq and is a predicted model, not a curated record. Lineage: Eukaryota; Metazoa; Chordata; Actinopteri; Gadiformes; Gadidae. The coding region runs from base 212 to 1654 and encodes 480 amino acids. The transcript is spliced from 3 exons. Gene Ontology annotation, cellular component: membrane.
GUGCGCAAUGGGAGCAUUGUUACCCCAUAGGCGCACUGCGCCCCCCAUAGGCCAUCCGUGAAACGGCAGGGCUGAGAAAACAUCCUGUUGUGUGCUGCGGCGUGAGGACAGCACAACACCAUCGUAUCUUCUGCCGAACGCUUGGUGUUAUGGAUCUCCUUGUGUCGAGAAAAGCAGCGCACUGAUUUCCCCGAUGGCGGAGUGAGUGAGAAUGCGUUUCCCCAGUUCCAUAUUUGUCUCUGUGUCUCUCUUCACGGCCGAGACCACGGCAGCUCUCUACCUCAGCUCCACAUAUCGCUCAGCCGGUGAUCAAAUCUGGCAAGGACUCACUCUCCUGUUUACGCUUCUCGCGUCUGUGCUCGUACAACUGACCCUCACGUUCAUCCAUCGGGACCUUAACAGGGACCGACCACUUGUGCUGUUCCUACACCUUCUUCAGCUUGGACCCAUCGUUAGGUGUUUGGAGGCCUUCUGCAUCUAUGGCAGCGUGGGCGUCGUGGAGGAGCCCUACGUCAGCAUCACCAAGAAGAAGCAGAUCCCCCGUGGGGGGCCGGCGGAGGAGGUGGAGCGCCACGUUGGUCAGGCGGAGGGCAAACUCUUCACCCACAGGGCAGCCUUCGCCCGCACCUCCGUCAUCCAGGCCUUCCUGGGCUCCGCCCCUCAGCUCACGUUGCAGCUCUACAUCUGCGUCCUGCAGCGAGGAAUGUCCGUGGGGAGAGGCACUCUGAUGGUCAUCUCCCUGCUAUCCAUCGUCUACGGAGCCCUUCGCUGCAACAUCCUGGCCAUCAAAAUCAAAUACGAGGAGUACGAAGUGGACAUCAGCCCCAUGGCGUACUUCAGCGUCUUCAUGUGGCGCGGCUUUGAGAUCGCCACGCGCGUCGUGGUGCUGGUCCUCUUCAGCUCCGUGCUCAAGCUCUGGGUGCUGCCCGUGGUGUCCCUCAACUUCCUCGCCUUCUUCUUCUACCCCUGGGUCCUGUUCUGGCUGAGUCACUCGCCGUUCCCCGAGAACAUCGAGAAGACCCUGAGCCGGCUGGGGACCACCGUCGUGCUCUGCCUGCUCACCUUCCUCUACGCGGGCAUCAACAUGUUCUGCUGGUCGGCGGUGCAGCUGAAGCUCAGCGACCCCGACCUCAUCAACAAGUCGCACAACUGGUACCGCAUGGCCGUGUUCUACACGCUGCGCUUCCUGGAGAACGCCUUGCUGCUGUCGCUCUGGUACCUGUACAAGACCGACUUCUACACCUACGUCUGCGCACCGCUGCUGCUGCUGCAGCUGCUGGUCGCCUACGCCAUCGGCAUCUUCUUCAUGCUGGUCUUCUAUCGCUUCUGUCACCCCUGCCGGCGGUUGUUUUCCUCAAGCAUGACCCAGGGUCUUUGGGACUGCUCCAUGCUCCUCUGCCUGUCCUGCAAGGCUCGGUCGCCCGAGAACAGGCUGGUAGAAAGCCCUGAGAAGGGACUAAAAAGCCCUGAAGCAAGCAGAGAGACGUCUGAUCAUUCUGGGUACGGGACACCCAACGACACGACUUUCGACCUGCUUGAUGACUCCACGUAUGACGUUCCUAAUGAAUUGGCUCCCGGUGUAGGAGCUGAGACAUACGGUGCCAUCGGCUACACCGUUGCCAUUGCAACUCAUCAAGGAUCGCAGAAACCUUGAGGAGCUGACUUAUUUGUUAUGUGCCAUUCAGAGGAAUCCAAUUGCACAGGCGAACCCAUGGAAGUUUGGAUUACUUUCUUAACCCUUGAAGUGCCAUAGGGAUCCUUCGGUCAGUCUUACACGUUUAGUUUACACUUCUUAUUAUGGCCAUUAUCCUUGUCGUCUUUGAUGUGGGCCACACUUUAAUGUGGCAUUUUUCAACACUGCAGUUGAUCAAUCAUUUGUCCUUAACGUAAAACCAGAAAGUGGCUGCAAACACAACCAUGUUUCCUGGUAACUUCACAUUUAAGGACGAACUACACUCCAAUACAUUAUGGCUUUAACCAUUCCACCCAGGCAUUCACCUUGCUAGAGUUCUGUGCAGCUACGAACACACAAACACCAUUUCCUCGUCCACUAUUACAGCUCUCACUGGACUGACAACAUGUUGAGCACACAUGGCUGUAUCUAUAUCUAUAUAUGCUGCUAUACCUCUAUAGUAAGCUAUAUCUCUAAUCACAAGGGGCCAUAGUAUUGGAAUGAUUGUAUCUAGCAGACUUUAACAUGUUGGCAUUGGCCGUGCAUGCAAAGAGCCUUAAAGACUCACCUUUCUACCGCUUAAUCCUCCAGGAAACACUCUUUACAUAGGUGCGUUUUUUUGUAAAGUUUCAUGGCUUUAUGCAGGUUUUUUUUACUCCUUUGAGAAAAGCUUUAUCAAUGGCUGCUUUUGUGAUGUUGUGUUGUGGCUAACGAUGCUAACAAUAAGCUGUCAGCUGUCAAGGGCUCAAGCCCUAAUCGUACGUAGGUUUCCUGAUCGAGUGCACACUGUCGCGGCGGCAUGCACAUCACCAUGUGCAACCAUGAGAUGGCUUAUUGAAAGGGUGAUUUCGGUUUCCGUCGAAGAGCCUUAUCAGCCAGCAACCGUCGAUGUAAAAUGUUGUGUUGUUUGUUUCUGGUGGUUUCUUCCGUGUUCUUUUAGUCUGCCUCUCUGUCUGCAUGUCUGUUUGUCAAAGUGUCUGCAUGUUUUUUCACAGAAAUAUUAAUCAAAUGCUAAUUUUGUUUGGAUAGGAUAUUAACACUGAAUACACACAGAAGUGUGGUAAUAUUAUAAUUGGAGUUGUUAACACAAGUACAUUUAAUUCAUUUUGAUCAUGCAAUAUGUGUGAAUUACAAUUUUUGCACCUUUCUCUCAAUUGUACAAUACAGUGAAUGCACCUUUUUGUUUAUAUCAAUGUGAGAAACAUUGAAGUCAAUCUAAAUGUGAAAGAAUAACUUGGUUAUAUGCACAAUGUUCAAGAAAUAGUACAAAAAAUAUUUUACGAUGCAAAUCAAGUAAAUUUAUAUUCCUAUGAUGAAA